GCAUUUCCAUGACCACCCUGGAGGAGGUUUUCAUGGCUUUGGGCGAGAAGGCGGAACGUGAAGCCGCCGAAUCUGGACGGGCGCAGGGUGAAAAUACCGACUUCCGCGAAGUGGAACAAGAAGCAGAUCCAGAGCAUGGAGAGGUAUAUCGGGCAGAUGCCGAUGAGCGCCGCUCCGCCAAAGCCAUCAUGCGGGUGAGGCUCCGACUUGCGACGGCCAAUCGAAGUGCCAUCUUCAGUGUGCUGGUCCUUCCCACCAUGCUGAAUCUUCUGGCAGUGUUCAUGGAAGGUGGAAAGUCCGCCGCCGGAGGUGCAUCUUCGGGGCAGGCGGUUGGUUUGGCCAUUUAUCCUCCCAUGGCCUUCGGCAUUUCCAUCGUGGCCUUCACCUUGCAAUUGGUGCGGGAAAAGGAAGUGAAGACCAAGCACGUUUCCCUUGCACAGGGACUGCAAGUUCGCUCCUUCUGGCUGGGCACUGUGAUGGCUCACUACCUGGUGAAUGUGUUGAACUCGCUAAUCCUGGUGAGCGCAAUCCUAAUCCAGGGAGACCAGAGGCUGACGGGCAAUGGUUUCCCGCUGAUCUUGGUGGAGGCAUUGAUUUAUCCAGUGUGCUUGCUGUUGAUGGCUUACAACUUCUCCAUGCUCUUCACCCAGGUGGAAUUCGCCUCCAAGGUUCUCCCAUUGACGAAUAUCUUGCUGGGCACGGUUCCCACGUCUGUGAUCUACAUUCUCUUACAAAACCCUCAGCUUCAAGAAGGAGCAGAAAUCACUCACGCAGUGAUGUCUGUCACGAAUCCCGUCUAUGGUCUACCUGGGGUGAUCCUGAUGAUGAUGUCAAAGGGAGAGAUGUCACUGCUCGGUCACCUGAUGUCUCCGACGGCGAGCCCCCUCUAUGGCUCCAUCAUACUUUGCGUGGUGCUGACCACAAAUCUCAUCUACCAGGAUGCACGCAGUCGCACAGCGAUUCCCGGGAACUACCAGGAGUUCGACGGAGAUCACAAAGACGAUGACGUUCGCGGCGAGGAGGAUCGAGUGGAAUGGAUGUUGAGCUCCGAGGCGCAAGCUGCUGCUAGCCCUCGGCAGGAUGCUGUGGUAUAUCACCGCCUUCACCAUACCUACAGGGACACCGUGAAACGGCUCAAUGCCGACGCUGUGCGCAUGGAGACACAUGACCCCAUAGCAACCCCGUGCUGCGUGGCGCAAGAUGCAUGGGACUCCCUGGUGGCAGGUGGAGGCUGCGGUGGUUCUGGACCUACUGAGGCGCAAUGUUCUGCUGCCAUGGAUCUCUGCUUGGACUGUCAAGCUGCAGUGCAAUACUACUCCCGCAAUGCCACAGCCUUGAGAGCCAGUGAUGUCACCGUUGACAUCAGUUCUGCCAAGAUCAAAUGUGUCUUACCCCAAUGGGAUGGCGCUUGCAGUGGUACAGUCCAAGGUCUGGGAGUGGGUUUACUAAUUCUAACAGGCAUUGCCUUGUUGCUGGUGGCCACGGGCUUAUGCAUCGCCUUCGACUGGCGCCUGUUGCCAUCCCUUGUGGCGCGGCAGCGUCGGAAGCUGUUGGUGGAGGCCAUCGCGGCGCAGGACGCCGAGCAGUACAGGGCAGCUGGGGAGGCGGGCUCUCCCUCAGCGCCGCUGCCGCCCAAGCCGGUACCGCCAGCGCCACCAACACCCACAGCACGGCCGCAGGGGUUUGAUGCGCAGCCGGAGCUGAGGAGGGCAGCAGAGGCGGUGGCAAGCCCCACCAGCCCCGCAGUUUUGGAGACCAUGGAGCCGAAUGAGUCAGUUGCCCAUGGUGGCCAUAGCAGCCACGGUUGCGAAGCUUCAUCUUCAGCCUUUGCACUUGGAAGAGCUCAGCCAGAAUUGCCCAAGACGCUAGCUUCACAGCGCCGGCCUCGGCACUAUGCUUCGGCCUACGCUUUGCACACGGCUUUCAUCACCAUAGCGGUCAUAGCUGUGGUGCUCCGGGUAGCUUAUGUUGUGGCCAGGGGGCUCCUAGUUGUUGGGUUGCAUCUGGCCCACCAGUGCUUGCCAGAACUACUACUUUGCAUUCUGCCACUCGCUUGGGUCUCUUGCACUUCUAGACGGCCAAAGUCAUCCACUACUGCGGUGCCCAUGAGCGUUGCAUAUUGGGGACCCUGGCAAGCCAUUCCACGCUUCACGACAUACGCCGUGUGCACGAUAUGCACAGAGAUCUACAGUACAUUGGUUGCUGCACUGGCAGUUGCCCGUUUGCCAUGUAACGCAUCGCCUGUUGCUGGAGUGCUGCUCUACUGCGUUGGCUUGCUGGUGGCCGUUGUUCGUGCAUAUUGUGCAGUGUUGGCACUACGUUUGCAGGACGAGUUGGCCAGCGUCUGCCGGCGUGCCAGGCCACGACCCCGUGCGGCCCCUGCGGGGCCUGCGGGGCCUGCGGGGCCUGCGGAGCCCAACGAGUUGGCGGCGGCGUGGGAUGCACCACGAGGACUUCCCAGAGCUGAUGACCGGUCCAUCUCAAAGGAGAAGGCCACGAUGGCUUCCCUUCUGAGCUUCGGCUGGGCUCGCCCGGGCAUCAUCGAGGACACCGUGCGGGACUUCAACGAGCCCGACGACCCGGCGAAGGCGGCGCUGUGCUGCGCCUGUUUGCCCGACUUCGUGUGCCCGGUGUUGCGGCGGCGCCUGGUGGGGCGAAGGAUUCUGGCAGGAAGACAUAACCCCAAGCGACCUGCACGACAUGUGCGGGGCAAGCUACGCCUCGAUGUGCCUUUUAAUGCGGCACUGGAACUUCUGACAUCCAAGGAUGGUGACGUUUCUCAGGAGAUCUUUGGGGAACGUUUUGGACGGCGUGGAUUGAACUGGUCCGUGGAUCAACUGGAUUUGGACAGCUUAAGGCUUGACAACAUCUCCUUGUCACCUCUGGACCUGGACGGUGAAGGCCCAUUGACAAAGAGGAGCAGUGAGGGGCUAAAAAAGAAAUUGGAAAGAGAUGAGCGUAAAGUGCUCCAGAAAUGCGGCUCGCGGAAACUCUCCAUACCGGAUGCCGCGGAGGUGGAGAUCAUGAGGACGCCCAGUGAGAAGCCCACCGUGGCCUCCGAAGUGAUGGAAGCGCUCCGAUUUGCUGUCGGGAAGGGAGAGGACCCAGAAGAGGACCGCAAGAAACUCUACAAGGCCAUCCUGGUACCAGCAGAAGGCCGCCGGCGCUCGGCGACGGGCGCCGGAAGCCGCGGCUCCAUCCGCUCUGCCGCGGAUCCGCGGCGCGGCUCCAAGCGCGGCUCAAAGGCGGCCUCGCGGCGCGGCUCGGCGGCGUCGGCCUCGCGGCCGGAGGAGGAGCCCUGCGAGACGAGGACCUCCAUCGUCUCGGUGUUCUCCGAGGCCUCCAGCGCCAAGCCGCGGCAAGGAUCUAGGCAUUCAAGCAAGAAGGCGGCUCAGAUGAUGACUCUGUCCGCCCCGGUGAAGGGAUACAAGCGCAUGCCGCGGCGACUGCCUCGGAGUCCAAGUCGCGAACACCGCUCCGAAGCGUGGCUAGCGCGUGACACGGGGCUGCCACUCUCAGUUUUGCAGCAGUCCUUGGCGUUCUUCAAGAAGCACGUUCCCGAAUAUGAUGGACAGAACUUGUUCGAAGUGAAGUUCGACAUGAAGAAUUUCACCAAGGUGCUCUGUGAGAUGGCCGGCGUUGACUCGGUGGAGCAGCUCGAUCGGCGGUUUGUGUCGGAAGCCUUUCGACAAGCCGACUUCGACAAGAACGGUGGCAUCGACUGUGUGGAGUUCGUCAUGUGGUUUUCUGCCUUUGGCUUUUCCCAAUACUUCUGCGUGACAAAGGAGGAUCUCCCACAGCGAGAUUUAGCGCGCAAGCUUGGAGUGGACUACAUCGAACUUGAGCGAUACAAACACGCCUUUGAUAAGUAUGAUGAGGAUGGCAGCGGUGCGAUCGACAUCGAGGAGUUUGAGUGUUUGCUGAAUGAUUUGCUGAAGGUGCCCUCCGGCCAGAACUUGUCCGCGGAGCGCAUCGGUGCCUUGUGGCGUGAUGCGGACCGUGGAGGAGAAGGCGAAUUGAACUUGGAAGCGUUCUGCGACUUCUUCAAACGGCACUUUGACAAUGAGCAGCCUGAGAAUUCUAUCAGUGACUAUUAUCGGAGCAUCCGACGGAUUCCCACGAUGAUGUGACGCAGUCUUUGGCGUUCAGCCAGUCGAAGCUUCCGAGCUUCUACUGCAUGGGCUCCUAAUGUCUUUUCAGUGGGUGAAC
Cladocopium goreaui is the source of this 4209-nucleotide messenger RNA. The record is from the annotation of a GenBank genome assembly. NCBI's taxonomy places the organism in Eukaryota, Dinophyceae, Suessiales, Symbiodiniaceae.